This is a messenger RNA of Gloeophyllum trabeum ATCC 11539, 1222 nucleotides long. RefSeq lists its product as uncharacterized. Bases 115 to 1113 code for a protein of 332 amino acids. The transcript is spliced from 9 exons. The record is from RefSeq and is a predicted model, not a curated record. Gene Ontology annotation, cellular component: COP9 signalosome. Gene Ontology annotation, biological process: protein deneddylation. Lineage: Eukaryota; Fungi; Basidiomycota; Agaricomycetes; Gloeophyllales; Gloeophyllaceae. Gene Ontology annotation, molecular function: protein binding; metallopeptidase activity.
GCCACACUUGCUACUACUCUAUACAACGCGCUACGGGAGUUGAGUCUUUCGUACUCUCAUACUCCCAUUACCUCGUCGACCUUUGCUAGCUUUGUGGAAUCCUAAAAGCCUACCAUGAGCGCCAUGGACACUGACGAUGCAUCCGUGGUACUCCCGCCCAGCACUACGACGUCGGGUCUGUCACUGUCAUUACAUCCGCUCCCUAUUCUGAACAUAUCAGAACACCUCACGCGACUGAAGCUACAGACAAAUUCGACUCUACCCUUUGUCCUGGGUGCCCUGCUGGGCACUCAAAAUGGCCGGGAGAUCGAGAUCGUCAAUACUUUUGAACUUGCCGUAGAUGAAGGGGAGAAAGUGGAUCAUGGAUUCCUCGUGUCCAGAAGAGAUCAAUACAAACAGGUGUUCCCAUCCUUAGAGUUCAUAGGCUGGUAUUCCGUUGCCCCAGAACCAACAGCGCGUCAUAUAGCUCUUCACGAGCAAUUCACGAGCUACGCCUCCACGCCACUCCUUCUCCUCCUUCAGCCAACCGCCACAAGACCGGUGGGGUCAUCUACAGACGUCACAGCACAGACACUUCCGUUCAAAGCAUACGAGCCGACGAUCGAGAUUCGCGAUAGGAAGACCAGAUGGAUGUUCAUCGAGGCAUCCUACAACGUCGAGACUGGCGAAGCCGAGCGGAUAGCUGUGGAUUGGACAGCUAGAGGAGGCGAGGGCGGCACUAGCGUGGAAUCUCAUCUGCAGACUCAGAGAGCUGCAGUCCAAAUGCUACACGAUCGAAUAUUGGUACUGGUGCAAUAUGUUACCAGUGUCCUUGCAGGCCAAGCGCCAAAGGAUUACAUCGCUCUGCGCUCGCUAUCGGCUUUGAUUGCUUCCCUCCCAGCCAGUGAAAGUCCAGCGUUCAGAGAAGAAUUCGACACUGAAUAUGCAGAUGUGCAACUUACCGCAUAUCUAUCGACUCUCACGAAAUCUGCAAAUAUCCUAAACGAGCUCGUCGACAAGCACCUCCUGGUCGCGUCCGGCGGAAGAGACGACGCGCGUGGUCAAGGCGGGCCCAGAAGACGAGGAAUGGGUAGACAGGGAGGGAUACCUGGGGACUGGGACCGAAUGCAUUGAGGUUAUGUUCAUCGCUCUCGCCAGCCUUCUUAGCUUGCUACCAGCGCGUUGUACAAUACUGUUGUUGUGAUUGUAUGCAUGCCUCGACAAAUGACGCGUUGACUCGAGG